CACAGAGAGAGAUCCUACAACACAGAACCUUUCCGUCCCUGCACUUCAAAAACAACAAAACGAACAGACAGAAUGGAAUACUACAAGUUUGCCCUGCUGGUGGUUUUCCUAUCCUACAUUGAACGCUGCUGGUCUGCUUCAUGCACCGUGGACAGUUUCACAGUCAAGGACAACUUUGAUCCUAAACGAUAUGCAGGCAAAUGGUACGCUCAGCAGAAAAAAGAUCCGGAGGGGCUGUUCCUUCAGGACAACAUCUCUGCUGAAUACAACAUUGAGGACGAUGGCACCAUGACUGCCUCUUCCAAGGGUCGUGUAACUCUUUUCGGGUUCUGGGUUGUGUGUGCUGAUAUGGCGGCCCAGUACAGCGUGCCUGAUCCCGGCACCCCUGGAAAGAUGUUCAUGAACUACCAGGGCCUGGCUAGCUAUCUGUCCAGUGGAGGUGACAACUACUGGGUCAUUGACACCGAUUAUGACAACUACGCCAUCACCUAUGCUUGCCGCACCCUGAAGGACGACGGCACAUGCGAUGACGGCUAUGCUCUCAUAUUUUCACGCAACCCCCGUGGCCUGCCCCCCGCAAUCCAGCGCAUCGUGCGCCAGAAACAGGAUGAGAUCUGCAUGGCUGGUCAGUUCCAGCCCGUGCUUCAGUCUGGUGCUUGCUAAUGCUUUCGAGCAAAUGAAGAGGGAAUACUUUAGUGUACCAUCAAUGGACGAGGCAUUUGGGUCAUUUCAUUUCACUGCUGUAGAGAUUCAAGGAACAAUGUGUGCAUACAGGAAAGACCAUGUGAAGAUUUUUAUCUCUCAAGGGAAUGUGUUGUGGUGUUGGAGUGGUGAGUCUGUGACAAUAAAUAUUUUUAAACAAAA
Triplophysa dalaica is the source of this 864-nucleotide messenger RNA. It is a transcript of the gene rbp4l, whose product is annotated as retinol binding protein 4, like. The transcript has 6 exons. The record is from RefSeq and is a predicted model, not a curated record. Gene Ontology annotation, molecular function: retinol transmembrane transporter activity; retinoid binding. The coding region runs from base 73 to 663 and encodes 196 amino acids. Lineage: Eukaryota; Metazoa; Chordata; Actinopteri; Cypriniformes; Nemacheilidae.